This is a messenger RNA of Mustela erminea (ermine), 1710 nucleotides long. It is a transcript of the gene PSMD14, whose product is annotated as proteasome 26S subunit, non-ATPase 14. Gene Ontology annotation, molecular function: proteasome binding; protein binding; metallopeptidase activity. The transcript has 12 exons. The coding region runs from base 461 to 1393 and encodes 310 amino acids. Gene Ontology annotation, cellular component: proteasome regulatory particle, lid subcomplex. NCBI's taxonomy places the organism in Eukaryota, Metazoa, Chordata, Mammalia, Carnivora, Mustelidae. The record is from RefSeq and is a predicted model, not a curated record. Gene Ontology annotation, biological process: protein deubiquitination; proteasome-mediated ubiquitin-dependent protein catabolic process.
CCCAGCCCGGACUGGAGAAGCCCCGCGGCCCGCGCCGACCGGCUGUCGCACUCCUCCCGGGACGCUCGCCGGACUCCCGAGCCGUCUCCAAUUGGCCGUCGGGGGAACGGAAGCCGAGGAAGAGCAGUGAACCCGGAAGUGCUUCGCCGCGGAGGCCCGGGCGACUCUUUUGAAUGGAAUCGGGCUGAUUCAUCGCCGGUUCGCGGAGCCGGAGCCCCGUGGAGUCUGAGCCGCCGCUGCCGCCGCUGCCGUCUCCGCUGCCUUCGCGUCACCGCAGGUGGAAGACGAUAGCCCAGACCGCGGCUGGCCGACCCCCCCGGCCUUCAGGAGUGAGAGAAAAAAAAUACUUGGGAAAAGUUAUACCUGCCAGUAUAAGCAAGAGCUUGAAUUAAGAAGAAAUUUGUCAAACUCAACGAAUUGAAGCUUAACACCUCAAGAGUUGUAGUCACUGACCAGAAAUAUGGACAGACUUCUUAGACUUGGAGGAGGUAUGCCUGGACUGGGCCAGGGGCCACCUACAGAUGCUCCUGCAGUGGACACGGCAGAACAAGUCUAUAUUUCUUCCCUUGCACUGUUAAAAAUGUUAAAGCAUGGUCGGGCUGGAGUUCCCAUGGAAGUUAUGGGUCUGAUGCUUGGAGAAUUUGUUGAUGAUUACACCGUCAGAGUGAUUGAUGUGUUUGCUAUGCCACAGUCAGGAACAGGUGUCAGUGUGGAGGCAGUUGAUCCAGUGUUCCAAGCCAAAAUGUUAGAUAUGUUGAAGCAGACAGGAAGGCCUGAGAUGGUUGUUGGUUGGUAUCACAGUCACCCUGGCUUUGGUUGUUGGCUUUCUGGUGUGGAUAUCAACACUCAGCAGAGCUUUGAAGCCUUGUCGGAGAGAGCUGUGGCAGUGGUUGUGGAUCCCAUUCAGAGUGUAAAAGGAAAGGUUGUUAUUGAUGCCUUCAGAUUGAUCAAUGCUAAUAUGAUGGUCUUAGGACAUGAACCAAGACAAACAACCUCAAAUCUGGGUCAUUUAAACAAGCCAUCUAUCCAGGCGUUAAUUCAUGGACUGAACAGACACUAUUACUCCAUUACGAUUAACUAUCGGAAAAAUGAACUGGAACAGAAGAUGUUGCUAAAUUUGCAUAAGAAGAGUUGGAUGGAAGGUUUGACACUUCAGGACUACAGUGAACACUGUAAGCACAAUGAAUCAGUGGUAAAAGAGAUGUUGGAAUUAGCCAAGAAUUACAAUAAGGCUGUAGAAGAAGAAGAUAAGAUGACACCUGAACAGCUGGCAAUAAAGAAUGUUGGCAAGCAGGACCCCAAACGUCAUUUGGAGGAACAUGUGGAUGUACUUAUGACUUCAAAUAUUGUCCAGUGUUUAGCAGCUAUGUUGGAUACUGUCGUAUUUAAAUAAAACAAUGCAAAAAGCUAUUGGUGAUACUUCCAGCAUAUAUUCCUCUAUUGUUCCUAAUGCUCAAAAUCAAGGGACCUCUGAAGGUGUGUUUGGUUAAAUGUAAGACAUCUGGCAUCAUUUGCAGCACUGUAACACCUUCAGUCUCAGUUGUGCAAUUACUUCUGUUUCUUUAGUCAGGGUCUUUGCAGAUUCCAAAGUUGUAUAAGAAUACAUCAAAGUGGACGAAUUUUGUUAAGAUCCCAUUUAAUAUUUGAAGAAAUCAGUAACACAAAUAUAUUUUGAUUGUUGCUUACAAAAUAAAAUACAUUUACAAUCUA